GGAUCCAAAGAAAGUGAGAGAUACUGUGCGCCAACUUCUGACAUUCCAGUUUCUUUUGUUUUUCAGUUAUUCUAACUUUUCUAUUAAUUCUAACAAACAAAACAAAUCUUUAAACAUAACAAAACAAAACAAAACAAAAAUAAUUAAUAAAAUCAAGAUUAAGAUUAAGAUUCACCUUUCAAGACGUAACUCCACAAGCAGAUUUUAGCUCUUCUUCAUCUCAUAUUUUCACCAGAUAAAGGAAGAUAGUGAUAUUUAAUUUGUUUGAUACAGAAAGUUUCAGAUUUGGGUUAAAUCAGCCAUCUUUGAUCAGUUUGUGAAAUGGACCCGCAUAGUCAAGGGAAUAGCUCUGCUUCUCCAGCAGACCCUCCCUUGAAACGCAAACGUGGUCGUCCUCGUAAGGAUGAGAGCCAGGUACAAGGGGAGACCACGCCUGCUACUCCGGCAGCUGACAUAUUGAAGAAAAAUAAACAGUCUGCUGAUACUACUGAUUAUGUUGGUGAUGAAAUGGUGGGUAAAAGGGUUUCUGGUGUCAUUGAGGGCUCAUUUGAUGCAGGAUAUCUUCUCAAAGUUAAAGUAGGUGAUACUGAAACUCAGCUGAGGGGUGUUGUGUUUCUACCGGGCAGAUUUACUCCCGUCACGGCCUCAAAUGAUGUGGCUCCAGAAGUGAAAAUGUAUAAAAGGACAGAAAUGCAAAUACCUGCUCCGAUUCCAACAACUCAGGUUCAUGGUCCAGUACCAUCGUUGGAUCAAAGUGAUAAGCAACCAAUAGUUCAAGUCAAAGGUUUAUCAUCUGAACUUCAGUCUGCUAUUCCAAGUCUGCAGGAAAAUCAACCUUCUUCGAAUAUACUUCCCGUGGCUGAUAAUUUCCCACCUCUGAGUAGCGCAGGAUCUUCCUUAGUGGGUGCGCCACAGAAACUUGUAGAGUCGGUAACUGGUGUCCUACCUGCAUCUAUCAUGCCAAGGAUAGUGCAUGAAAAAGUUCCCGAGCGAAAUGACCUGUUGAAAGAAUUUGAAGAUUCCCUAAACAAAUUUCAUAGUGUUAGUGUGGAGACAACCGAGCAAUCAAAAGCAAUGCCACAAUCUGUGCCUCCUGUCGACAGUAUUCCUGGCAGUGGAACUGUUAAUGUUGAGCUUGAAAUCCAACAUCAGGUUGCGAAUAACGACUUUAAGCCAAACCUGGAAAAUAACCAUAUUUCUGUGAUCUCCGAGUCCGUGGAAUCAAUUGAAACAAAAGUAUGGACUGUAAAGCCGGUUGAACUACCAGAGGUUGCUGCAAAAACUGUUAGUGGAAACGAUAUGUCCCACUUAAACGGGAGGUCUGUAAGUAACGAUUACAACACUACACAGGCAGACUCAAAAUCUACUCCAUCAACUGGCCUUCCAGUAACACUGUCUGAGAGAGAAGCUAUUACAUCUGAAUCCAAGCUUGCCACUGAAGGAUCUUCUGCUUCUUCACCUGUUGCCGGUUUGCCUGUAACUUUGUUUCAGAGAGAAGCUGUUCCAUCUGAAUGCAAGCUUGCUAUAGAUGGACCUGUUCUUGGCAGAAUAACGGAGCCUCAGUUCUGCAUCUCACCAGGUGUGACUGUGAGCAACAAUGUGGACUGUAACUUGAAGGAUUCAAUUCCUCCUACAGAAUCUUAGCUUUAUCUACAUUAGUAUGGUGAUAAUUUGGAUUGUGCACUGGUGCCUAACAAGAGUAAUCUACGAGUGAUGUGGCCUAUUAGGUCACGUGUUGGAAAAUAAAGGGGCAAUACUGCCAGGGUCUAGAUUUCUAUAAAUUUAAACUCGGAUAGAUUAGCACCUGCUCUUGAUGAAUUUGCAAUGUGAACUGCUGCUCUCUAAAUGGAUUAUUGGAGGCAGAUUUUGGAUACAGUUCUUUUGCAACUUUUUUUGAAGCAGCUUUAUUGAAUUGUUUCUUUUGGAAGUAAAUUAUUAUUAAAUCAUUUGUUUAAAUACUGUUUA
Molecule: messenger RNA, 1965 nt
Organism: Mercurialis annua (annual mercury)
Lineage: Eukaryota; Viridiplantae; Streptophyta; Magnoliopsida; Malpighiales; Euphorbiaceae
Exons: 2
Coding region: 322-1644 (440 amino acids)
Source: RefSeq, a predicted model, not a curated record